Molecule: messenger RNA, 569 nt
Organism: Pezoporus flaviventris
Lineage: Eukaryota; Metazoa; Chordata; Aves; Psittaciformes; Psittacidae
Gene: YBEY
Product: ybeY metalloendoribonuclease
Exons: 3
Coding region: 27-521 (164 amino acids)
Biological process (GO): rRNA processing
Molecular function (GO): metalloendopeptidase activity
Source: RefSeq, a predicted model, not a curated record
GUCGUGCCGCCACCGCGGUCGCCAUCAUGAGCGUGGCGUUGCGGAACGCCCAGCGGGCCGUGCCGGUGCGCCGUGCCCCGCUCCGCCGCGCGGUGUGCGCCCUGCGGGCCGCGCUGGGCGCCUCUCGCUUCGAUGUGGGGCUGGUGUGCGCCGGAAACGGGCUGAUGAAGCGUCUGAACGGCGCGUACCGGCAUUGCCCGGAGCCCACCGACGUCCUCUCCUUCCCCUUCCACCGGGUGGCGCCGGGGGAGCUGCCGCUGCCGCGCUGCCGCGACGAGUACAAUCUGGGGGAUAUCUUCCUGGGGGUAGAGUACAUCCAUCAACAGUGCCGCGACACCGGGGAGGACUUCGACAGCGUCCUGGCGGUGACGGCAGCCCACGGACUGUGCCAUUUGCUUGGCUACCAGCACAACACAGAAGCCGAGUGGCAACAGAUGUACCAGAAGGAGAUGGAGAUCCUGCAGGAGCUGAACCGCCUCACCGGCGCCAGCCUCCGGCCCCUCACCGCGGGCCUCUUCUGAGGGGGCCGCCCCGAGGGGCCGGGCCGCGACCGGUGCCGCCCCGGACGU